UUUCCCAGGUUGGAGGUCUUGGAACUGGUUGAAAUUAAUAUUCCAAAGAUUUGGUGCGAGCGACUUCCAUCACAUAUUUUUUCCUCCGUUCAAAAUUUAACAUAUAUUACCUUGCGGGGAUGUGGUCGAUUAAAAUAUAUCUUUUCAUCUUCUAUAUUAAAAAUCUUGGUGAACCUCCAACAUCUUGAGAUAUGCCAUUGUGCAGUUUUGGUAGAGGUCAUUAUCAUGGAAGAAGAAAGCAAGGGCAAAAUCUUCCCUCGUUUAGAAUGCAUGGUAAUAAAAGAUCUUGAAAAUCUUACAAGAUUUUGCUUAGGAAAUUACAUUGAAUUUCCAUCCUUGAAACAUUUGGAGAUAGAACAAUGCCCUCAAUUCAAGGCAGUCAUCUUGACAAACAUAAGCACCGAGUCAGAGGGUAUUCAACCUUUCUUCAAUGAAAAGGUUGCAUUACCAAGCUUAGAAGAAAUGGUAAUAUCUGGCAUGGAUAACCUGAAGAUGAUAUGGAACAACCAACUCCCUCAGCAAUCUCUUCAAAAACUAAAAUUAAUGGAAAUCAAGAACUGUGAUAAGCUAUUGACUAUUUUUCCUUCCAAUAUGUGUGAAAGGUUCUGGCAAUUGGAAUCACUAACUGUUACUGCUUGUGGUUCAUUAAUGGAGAUAUUUGAUCUCCAGAGGCUAAAUUUUGGGGAAAAACAUUCUAAAGCUCAGUUAAAAGAAUUGUGUAUCCAUGGUCUACCAAAAGUGACACAUGUAUGGAAAAAGGAACCCCAAGUAAUGCUGUCCUUUCCAAAGCUACAGAUAGUGAGAGUUUCUGGAUGUAAGAAUCUAGAAAAUCUAUUUCCAGCCUCCAUUGCUAGGAACCUUUUUGAACUUAAAGAGCUUGAGAUGGUAAAUUGUGGAGUGGAGGAGAUUGUUUCAAAGGAAGACAGAGCCAACGCAGCUGUUAGGUUUGUCUUUCCACAUGUAACCUUCCUCAAAUUGUCAUUGCUUCAACGACUUAGAUGCUUCUAUCCUGAAACACAUACUUCAGAAUGGCUGGUUUUAAAAAAGUUGGAGGUAUGUGAUUGCGACAAUGUGAAGAUAUUCACAUCAAAAUUGUUAGCCACCAGGAAACUGAAGAGUAUCAACUUAAUGUACAGCGGAACAGGCCCUCUCUUGGUGGAAAAGGUCUUCCCUAAUUUGGAGGACUGA
Pistacia vera is the source of this 1188-nucleotide messenger RNA. RefSeq lists its product as uncharacterized. The record is from RefSeq and is a predicted model, not a curated record. The coding region runs from base 226 to 1188 and encodes 320 amino acids. Lineage: Eukaryota; Viridiplantae; Streptophyta; Magnoliopsida; Sapindales; Anacardiaceae. The transcript has 3 exons.